Molecule: messenger RNA, 1497 nt
Organism: Aureobasidium musti
Lineage: Eukaryota; Fungi; Ascomycota; Dothideomycetes; Dothideales; Saccotheciaceae
Source: the annotation of a GenBank genome assembly
AUGUCUAACAAAUACCAACCGCAAAACUACAUGGCGUAUCGGCGAAAGUCGUCGGUGCUCAGCAAUUCGCAAGAUCACCUUUGGGGCAUUCGUGCGAUUCUGGCAGUGCAGAGCUUCGCCUGGCUGUUCUUCAAGGUGUUUGACCCAGCGCUCACCGUGCCGGGCCCGACGACGACUGGAGAACACGUACCGAACUCAGCACCUUCGACGGUGCCCGGAGUGUUUGGUGGACCUGGUAUCACCGCUCCUGGAGCAGGCUCUGGAAUUGUCGCUCGCGACUUGUAUUCUGGUGACCUGUACACUCGCGACCUGUACCGUCGCAACCUCAGCGAUAUCCCUAGUUUCACCGAGCACUCCCCCCACUACCAAGUUCUCCUCCGCAAGAUUCUCUCCCCCUUCCUUUGGGAAGAGUCCUUCAUCUUCUGCUUCUUCAUCCUCUUGUCGGCUCGUACAGUCUGCAUUCCUUUCUUACGCGAUGUGACUUCAAACACCUACGCCCGCUCUUUGAUCGCCCGCCCGAUUCGCAUGUUCAUUCCUCUAGCCAUCGGGCUCGCAAUCUCUCUCGCAAUCUUCGGUUCAAUCAACACUCAGUAUCUUGAAGAAUUUGCAUAUAUCAAUGGCAACCCAUUCUUGAGAGCGCCAGAGAAGCCCGCUUCUGCGUUGGCUUGCUUCAACAGUAUCUGGGAUCUGCUGUGGGUGACCAAGGAUUACUCUCUGCAGAUGGGCAAUUUGGCUUUCCCAUCUUGGACUCUGUGGGUACCUUCUGCCAUCUAUUUGCAGAGCUACACUGUCUACAUCUUCAUGGUCAUCUUGCCCUUCAGCAGACCCAGCUGGCACAUAACUGGCUUGCUCAUGUUUGCGUUCGGCUCCUGGUGGUUCAACAGCUGGGGUUGGUACUCAGCCACUGGCCUCUUCCUUGCCGAUGUCGCCAUCAACCCACCUCUCCGCACAGCACUUUUCCGCGGCUGGAGCAAUGAGAGCGGAAGCGUGAGAAUGCCUUACUGGGCUUUGGCUUACGUCUUCCUUGCUGUCGGAACUGGCCUCAAGUACAUGUGGAUUGCAGGUCUGCCCGACUUGUUCUGGAGCGGUGAGGCUCACGCCCAUCCUUCUCGCUACCUCGGUGGCAGCAGUUUCGGCUAUGCAGAUGGCACUCAGCCUUACCCCCGCAUGGAUGACUGGCUCGUUAUCGUCGGCAUCUUGCUGCUCAUUGAGUUCAGCGAGACGACCAAGCGCAUUCUGUCCAACAAGGCACUCAAAGCAAUCGGCAGACGUUCAUUGAGCUACUAUCUCGUCUCGACCAUCCUCAUGUACACCGCCGGCAUCAAGAUCUACCUCUAUUGCAACACCUCUGCCGGCCUCACCUCCGCCUCUGCCAAGGCCGCUGCUUUCUUCGUCGUGUUGCCUUGUUCCAUCAUUGGCGGAGAAAUCUUCCACUGGGCUAUUGACAAGCAGGCCGUCUGGGCCAGUCACGCCUUCUUCGACUGGACAAGAAAGUAG